Molecule: messenger RNA, 807 nt
Organism: Clavispora lusitaniae ATCC 42720
Lineage: Eukaryota; Fungi; Ascomycota; Pichiomycetes; Serinales; Metschnikowiaceae
Source: RefSeq, a predicted model, not a curated record
AUGGGAACGGCACUCAGCUGGCGUCCACUAACCAUGGCAAAUCCCAGUCAACUAGCUCGUCUGACCUUGCUAAUGGUGGAUAGACUUGUUGACGUUAUUACAAGAUUCAAUUUAUAUCUCAAUGAGUUAUUUCAACUAAAAGAGUACGGCUCUCUUGUGGAAUGGAAUCCUUCUGACUUUUCCUUUGCCACAAACAAUCAACUUCCAGAAAUAUUUCAAUACUUUGUGGAUCUGCAUAACUACAAGCUAAUUUGGGAUGAGUCCCUGUUGGAAAACUGGGAUAGUAUUCCAUUGCGUUUGCAAAAGAAGAAACUUCAAGAACGAGAAGCGAAACUUCGAGAGAAAUAUCCGUUCAUGGACAUUGUUCUUGAACGCAGUAGACAGCGUGAAUAUGACAUUCUAAAUUCCCUUGAAGAAAAUCCUACUGCUUCCCCGGAACCGGCAGAAGUCCAAUCUAAAGUCCAAUCUAAAGUCCAAGUCAAGAAAGCCAUUCCAGAAUCCGAUGAAGAAUCUAAUUCACCUUCUGCUCCAAAUUCAGAUCACGAAUCAAUAAGUUCUGUUGACCUUUCGGAUUUAGAUACGACUACGACAUACAAGCUCAAACAGGUGGUGUACACUAUUCCUCCACCCAUCAUCACCCAUCCAUCGCAUAUUCCAUCUUGGUCACCACAGGAAAAUGUAGAUCAAGCUAUUCAUGGUGAUAAUGAGACAUCGCAAAAUGUCUUAUCUUACAGUCCAGAACCAUUGCGGGUUGUAUCAAACCACAAAGAAACUCUCGCAGUCCCGGCUGUGGAAAGUAAAAAUUGA